AUGGCAACACCACAGCCCGACCCGGUCUCGCCGAAAGCUACACCUCUGCGUCCGCUUCCCUCUGAGGAUCCGCUCACGCCCGAGCAAUGGAAUACGCUGCUGGCCGUUGCCGACGCGAUAAUACCCGCCAUCACGCCCGCGUCUGCCGCAAAGCCAGACUCGGAGCAGCCCGCUGCAGACACAGACUACGCGGCCGCGGUCAGCACGCUGAGGGCACGCAUUCCCGAGAGCGAUGCUGAUGCCGAGUCGACGGCCAAGGGCUAUUUGGCAGAUGUCCCAAGCCAGCAUCCUGCGUUCCGUGCAGAGCUGCAACGCAUCUUUGCAGUGUAUAUGCCCGUUAGCCAGCGGAACGAGCUGCUCAUGGUGCUAAGUGCCCUCGACACAAGAGCGGGGUCCUUGGUCAUGACUGGCUAUCUUGCACCCAUUAGCGCCCAGCCGGUUCACAUUAGACAGUCAAUCCUCCGCAGCUGGCAGGACUCGCGCAUAUGGCCGCUUCGCCAACUGCACAGCUCGCUUGCCGUCCUUAGCAAGCAGGCCUGGGUCAAGACGUCGCCCGCCUUGCAGCGUGUCCUGGGCGUACCGCGAGUCCCCGUGGGCAUGAAGCCCGGCAAGGACUAUGACUACGAGUUUAUACACAUUCCCCCAGGCGACGAGCCCGAAGUCAUUGAGACGGAUGUGCUCGUCGUGGGUAGUGGGUGCGGAGGCGGUGUAAGUGCAAAGAAUCUGGCCGAAGUAGGGCACCGCGUCUUGAUUGUGGAAAAGGGCUACCACUGGACCCCAGACCACUUCCCCAUGACCCAAGCCGACGGCUGGAACCAUCUGUUCAUGAAUGGGGCCUUUUUGACGUCGGACGACGGCGCCUUGUCCAUUGUUGCGGGCGAGACGUGGGGUGGCGGCGGAACCGUCAACUGGUCUGCCUCUCUCCAGACCCAGGGCUAUGUCCGCCGCGAAUGGGCAGCACAGGGCCUGCCCUUCUUCACGUCGGCCGAUUUCCAGCAGUCGUUGGAUCGUGUCUGCGAGCGCAUGGGCGUGUCUGCUGAGCACAUCAAGCACAACCCAGCCAACCAGAUACUGCUCGAGGGCGCCCGGAAGCUGGGAUGGACUGCCAAGCCAGUGCCACAGAACACUGGUGGCAAGCAGCACUACUGUGGCCACUGUACCUUCGGCUGUGGCUCUUGUGAAAAGCAGGGGCCCGCCGUUUCCUUUCUCCCAGACGCAGCUCGCGCAGGCGCCAGGUUCCUUGAAGGUUUCCAUGCCGAAAAGGUCCUCUUCUCCAAUGAGCGCGGCAGCCAGAUAGCAACGGGCGUCGAAGGCACCUGGGUGUCGCGCGACAUCAAUGGCGGCGUAGCGGGCACUCCCAUGAACCGGCGCAAGGUGGUGAUCAAGGCAAAGCGAGUGGUUGUGUCGGCGGGUACCAUGCAAUCGCCUUUGUUGUUGAUGCGGUCUGGCCUCUCGAACCCGCACAUUGGGCGCAAUCUUUACGUCCAUCCCGUUACCUUUGUGGGUGCGUACCACAAGCAGGACAUCAAGCCAUGGGAGGGCGGUAUCCUGACAUCCGUGGUUGGUGAGUUUGAAAACCUCGAUGGCCAAGGCCACGGUGUGAAGCUCGAAGCGACCAACAUGGCCCCGUCGGCGUGUCUGAUGUGGGUACAGUCGAAUGGCGGAGGCUUGCAAUACAAGCUGGACGCGGCGAGGCUGAAGCACAUGGUCGGGUACAUCUCGAUUGCCAAGGACAGAGACUCGGGCAGAGUGUAUGCGGAUCCCGUCGACGGCAAGGUGCGCUUCUCGUACCCGGUUAGCAAGUUUGACCGGCAGCACAUACUCGAGGGUCUUUUGGGCCUGGCCAAGAUUCAGUAUGUCGAGGGCGCGGAGCAAAUCUUCACUACCCAGCCCGGGCUGAGGCCUUUUAUUCGCAACCCGUCGGCGGCAGACGGCGAUGGCAUCAACGACGCAGAGUUCCAGGUGUGGCUUGACGAGGUGCGGGCCAAGGGGCUGCCGUCGCCAGAGAGCAUGUUUAUAUCUGCGCACCAGAUGGGCACCUGUCGCAUGAGUGCGCGCGAAAGGGACGGGGUGGUGGACCCGCAGGGCAAAGUUUGGGGCACCGAGGGGUUAUACGUGGCCGACGCGAGCGUGUUCCCCAGCGCCAGUGGGGUCAAUCCCAUGGUGACUAACAUGGCGAUUAGCGACUGGAUCAGUAGGGGGAUUGCAAAGGGCCUGGAGGAGCGGUCGCGGUUGUAG
Molecule: messenger RNA, 2238 nt
Organism: Exserohilum turcica Et28A
Lineage: Eukaryota; Fungi; Ascomycota; Dothideomycetes; Pleosporales; Pleosporaceae
Exons: 1
Coding region: 1-2238 (745 amino acids)
Molecular function (GO): flavin adenine dinucleotide binding; long-chain-alcohol oxidase activity
Source: RefSeq, a predicted model, not a curated record